GGAAAUUAAUCGACAGUCUGUGCCCGAGAUUGAGUAUGUCCAGCCUGAGAACGCUUUAUCUUGUCCAGCCAAAUCCUGCUUGAUUUCAACAGGAUCUCCUGUCUUCUAUGAUCUUGCGACUCUGAGACAACAGAACAUGGACAGCUACCAGGAAAUUUUCAAGUGGGCCUUGCCCUCGAAAGACCAGCGCAGCCACUAUACAGCCGUACACGCAGGGGAAGAGAGCGGAAGCUCAGACGAAGUAAACCUUUUGUCAGAGAAGAUACUGAACAGGCAGCAUGGCAACUCUAGCAAACACCGUCUGAUUCUGAACAUCAUAUUGUUCAUCGCACUUAUCAUCGGCGCAACUUCUGUCUUCAUAGCAUUCAUGACUCACUAUACCAUUGUCCGACGAAAUCUGGUCAGCGUCAACCUACCAUAUGGGAACCCGAUCCCCCCAAUCCCCUUGGAAAAAAGACAUUUUGGCCCGGCCGAAAUCUUCACCGAGCGAUCAAACCCCCGCAGCGACGCUGCAUGGGAGGCACUUGCAGGGCCAACGCUGAAUGACCAAGGCUUCAUCUACAUUCCCAACUGGGAAGAGCUAAAGCUGCCCCGGGGGGGUGUUGUCCACGGAGAAAUGAUGUACGGGAUAAGCAUGUUCCAUCAGCUGCACUGUCUGGGCGCCAUCCGACAUACAUUCUGGCAGCUGAUGGACGGCAAGCUGGAUCCGGCGGCCUUUGAAGCCAUGGACGGGGAUACGACCGAUCCGGGAUUCAUCCCCAAAGGACAUGGUCUAUGGCACAUUGAGCACUGCUUCAACUAUGUGCGCCAUGCGUUGCAAUGCUAUGGCGAUACCACGAUCGAGGUCCCAACGGACUUUAACGGGCAGUUGAUCUUCAUUGGCUGGAACACGACGCACCAGUGUCGCAAUUUCGACGCGAUCUGGGACUAUACCGUCAAGCAUUCGACUUUGGAUCACUUGGCAUGGAUUUAG
This is a messenger RNA of Aspergillus wentii DTO 134E9, 973 nucleotides long. Its product is annotated as oxidase ustYa family protein. Bases 137 to 973 code for a protein of 278 amino acids. The transcript is spliced from 4 exons. Gene Ontology annotation, biological process: mycotoxin biosynthetic process. The record is from RefSeq and is a predicted model, not a curated record. Lineage: Eukaryota; Fungi; Ascomycota; Eurotiomycetes; Eurotiales; Aspergillaceae.